AUGGCGGACCCUGAGGGCGAGGCCGAGGGCCUUCGGGGUCCGCCUCAGCCCCCGCCUCAGCCCCCCGGCCCCCCCCUGGACCGCGGGGACGGGGCGGCGGCGUCGGCGUCGGGGGCCCUCCCGGUCCCGCUGGCCAACGGGCGCGCCCCGACGAGCCCCGACGACGACGCCGACGACGACGAGGACGACAACGAGGACGAGGCGGCGACGCGGGCGGAGCUGCUGCGGGCGGCCCCGGGCGGGGGCGGGGGCGGGCCCGGUCCCGGGCCCCGGACGGCGCUGUCGGGCCGGCGCUUCGCCGUCCUGCUCAUCUUCAGCCUGUACUCGCUGGUGAACGCCUUCCAGUGGAUCCAGUACAGCAUCAUCAGCAACGUGUUCGAGGGCUUCUACGGCGUCCCGUCGCAGGCCAUCGACUGGCUGUCCAUGGCGUACAUGGUGGCCUACGUGGCCCUCAUCGUGCCGGCCACCUGGCUGCUGGACGCGCGGGGCCUGCGGCUCACCGCCCUGCUGGGCUCCGGCCUCAACUGCCUCGGGGCCUGGCUCAAGUGCGGCAGCGUGCGGCCCGACCUGUUCUGGCUCACCGCGCUGGCCCAGUGCCUCUGCUCCGUGGCCCAGGUCUUCAUCCUGGGGCUGCCCUCCCGCCUGGCCGCCGUCUGGUUCGGGCCCGGGGAGGUGGCCACCGCCUGUGCCACCGCCGUGCUGGGAAACCAGCUUGGCACUGCAGUUGGCUUCUUGUUACCUCCAGUUUUAGUGCCCAACACAGUGGAUGUCAUUGAUCAAAGGGGAGUCAAUAUCAGCAUCAUGUUCUAUGGAACAGCAGUUGUAGCCACACUUUUAUUCGUAUUAACAGUAUUUGUAUUCAAAGAAAAACCUCAGUAUCCUCCCAGUGAGGCGCAAGCAGUUUUGGCGAAUACCCCCAUUGAAGAUUACUCCUAUAAGCAAUCAAUCAUAAAUCUAUGUAAAAAUAUUCCAUUUGUGCUGCUGCUCAUCACUUAUGGUAUAAUGACUGGGGCAUUUUAUUCAGUCUCAACAUUAUUAAAUCAAAUGAUACUACAUUAUUUUCAGGGAGAAGAAGUGAAUGCUGGACGGAUUGGGCUGACCCUUGUUGUAGCAGGAAUGGUGGGUUCCAUUCUCUGUGGUCUGUGGCUGGAUUACACCAAAACAUACAAGCAGACAACUUUAAUAGUGUAUAUAUUAUCCUUUAUUGGAAUGUUGAUAUUUACCUUCACCUUGGACUUGGGACACCUUAUCAUUGUGUUUAUUACCGGAGGAGUGCUUGGAUUCUUUAUGACUGGCUACCUCCCACUUGGCUUUGAAUUUGCUGUUGAAAUUACCUAUCCUGAAUCAGAGGGCACAUCAUCAGGUCUUCUUAAUGCUGCUGCACAGAUAUUUGGAAUCCUUUUUACUUUGGCUCAAGGAAAGCUCAUACAAGUGUAUGGCCCCAGGGAAGGAAACAUUUUUCUCUGUGCGUGGAUGUUUUUAGGCAUCAUUUUAACAGGUUUAAUCAAAUCAGAUCUGAGACGGCACAAUAUAAAUUCAGGAAUUGCAAACCCAGAGGUUAAAGCUGUGCCAGUUGACAGCCCUACAGAAGAAGAACCAAAAGUAAUCGCGUUGUCCAAGCAGUCAGAAUCUGCCAUUUGAAGCCAGUGGAAAAAUUCUGAGAAGCAAACAUGCACAAAUUUCAUAUAACACUGAGCAGGUUGGAAGCACAGGAAUUAUGUCUGUUUAUAUCUAUAUAUAUAUGUAUAGAUAUUCUGCAUAAUAUAGAGUAUGAGCAAAAAAGAUGGUUUAGGUAUUGGUGAGGCAAGAUUUAUUGAAAGUUACUAUAUGAACUCUAAUUGCACAAUUAUUUACAUAAAAUAUAAUACUAUGUUUUCAUGCUGUAUUCAACUCCAUUUUUCUAUUCAUUCAGUGGUAUUUAUUGAAUGCUUGCAAAGCAGUAUACUAGGUGCACAGGAGCAUACAACAAACGUUCCCUGCCUUCAAGGAGUUUAUAAUCUAAUGGGGGAAGAUAAAAAUUAUUUACAAAUAAAAGGAGCAAGGGAAAGAACAAGGAUAAGAACAGGUAGUAAUACAAAUGCUAGAAUGAAUGAAUUGAAUCAAUAGUUGAAAAUACAUAGAUAUAGAUGUUCAUAGGAACUGAGGAUGGAAUAAAGUAUAGAAGUGUAAAAGGUCCUUAUUGGGUUGUUGUUUUCAAAGUCUUAUUAUAGCUUGUUCUGGCUGAAAGCAAAUGGAAAAUCUGCUGGUUCUCAGUACCUAGUGAAACAGAUAUCUUGCACUGGACAAUCACCAAUUUUAAAAAAAAGUUGAAUAGAGAUGGUCCUGCAUUUUUAUAACAAUAAUGAUAAUUAUGGCAUUUAUUAAGCAGUACAUGCUAAGCGCUGCAGUAGAUACAAGGUUAUGAGAUCGGGCACAAUCGCUGUCCCAUGUCAGGUCUCCCAAUCUGUCUUAAUCCAGUUUUACAGAUGAGGAAAAUGAGGCCCAGAGAGUUUGUGACUUGACCAAGGCCUGGGACUAGGCAAGUAGUUGAGCUGGGAUUAGAAUUUGGACGUCCUGACAUCCAGUCCCAGGCUCUAAUUAUGUCUUCAAGACCCUGUGUUAUCCUUACACCAGGUUGAGUGAAUGGACAAACACCAGGAGAAGGAAUUACUAAUCCCUGUAGGUCAGGAAAGCAAAUGUAAUAGUUGAGCAUGCAGGAACAAACUAAUGCUUGGUUCAGUCAGAGCUAUCAAUUCUCCUUCAUCUUUGGGUUCCCCAGCUUCCUAAGGCCAUGUUCCUUUCUUCCCACUUGAUACAAAGGGGUCUUAUAACACUCAUUAUUACUAUUUAUUGAACUUGAGCACCUACGUGCAGAGCACUGAGCUGAUGAUGGUAUUUGCUAAGCACUUGCUGUGUGCCAAGCAGUGGAACGUUUCCAGUACUUCACCAAUUACAGAAGGGAGAGUCAAGCAGGGGCAUAUCCAUUGCAUUCCUAGCUUGGGCAGUGACUAACGAGUGGCAGGUAAUCUGCCGCAAAUCAAAACUCACCCGUGCUGGGCAGCAGCGGCAUGGGGAGAGUGUCGAGGGCGGAGACUCAAGUUUACUGGAAGGAGGCAGUGAUAAACUGCUGCUAUAUUUUUUACCAAGAAAACCAUCUGGGUACACUGCCAGAAUGAUUGCAGGCGGAGGUGGGGCAUACUGGCAGAGGUGUGUCCAUGGUGUCGCCAUUGGUCGGAGAUGACUUGACAGCAUAGGACAAGACAAGUACAUGGGAUAGUUCCAAAAUCCAAGUGUCUUAUCUGCUGCCUACUUUAGGUUUUUAGGAGCAUGCCCAUGUCUUGAAAAACCAAAGCUGAUAGAUAGGAGGGGUGGUGCGGGUGGAGAUAAUGGGCCCACAUUAGCAUAUAUCAAUAUGUGGGAAGAGGAGGGAUGGAGGAAAGCAGCUUGGAUAGCUGGGAGGGAAAGGGUCCCAGUCGCCGUGAAGCUGCAGUAGUCCAAAUUCCGGAGUUUUCAGGCCUGGUUGUACUUGAGCUAGGACCACCAACCUCUCCGGCUGCUGCCACCAACACCAACAACACUGAGGCGCAGCAGGUUGUAGAAGCAGCCUCAGGUUUGGCCCGUUCAGAAUCACCUGGUAUAGUCACUGCCACUUGGGUGUUGGUGAUAGCAGUGGAAGACUUGCAGUGGUGACAGAGGGUGAGCUCUGGUGUUCAGUCUCGCUGUCUUUUCCUCCUUCUCCAUCUCCCUUCCUCUCCCUUUUCCUCUUCCUCCUUUGCCUCUGUUCUCCGACCCUGCCAACUCUUCGGUGCCACCUGAUUCCCUGGAGGAAAACAGUAUUGUGGCUGCCUUGUUCUAAAGGCCUUGAAUUUUUGCACAAUGGGGAGUAAUUGAAAGCCAGAAUUAUUGUGUUCCUAGCUGUAUGUCUGGAGCUGUAUUUUUUUUUUUCGUUUGUCGUUAAAAAAUGUAGGGUGAAAUUGUCAUUAUAAAAUGUACUGAGUAAUCGAAAGCCAGAAUUAUUGUGUUCCUAGCUGUAUGUCUGGAGCUGUAUUUUUUUUUUCGUUUGUCGUUAAAAAAAUGUAGGGUGAAAUUGUCAUUAUAAAAUGUACUGAAGAACAGAUGUUUUCAGUAUAUUGAGCUGUCUGGUUUUUGAAAACUUUUGAAGUGAAAGACUUGUGUGAGCCUAUCCUGUAAAGCCCUGAAAAUCAUAAAAUGGGUUAACUGUUGUGUGCCUUCAUUUUUAGAUGAUUUCACAACUGCUUCAAAUGAUUAAACAGUGCUUUUCAGA
Molecule: messenger RNA, 4264 nt
Organism: Tachyglossus aculeatus (Australian echidna)
Lineage: Eukaryota; Metazoa; Chordata; Mammalia; Monotremata; Tachyglossidae
Gene: FLVCR1
Product: FLVCR heme transporter 1
Exons: 10
Coding region: 1-1641 (546 amino acids)
Biological process (GO): mitochondrial transport; erythrocyte differentiation; transmembrane transport
Cellular component (GO): membrane; mitochondrion
Molecular function (GO): heme transmembrane transporter activity; heme binding
Source: RefSeq, a predicted model, not a curated record